AUGGCGUCCAAGUUGACACUUCAAUCUAAGCACCGCCUGCUAUCGGGCUACGACAUUCCGGCUAUUGGAUAUGGAGUGUACAUGAUCAGCCCAUCCUCCACCGAAAAGGCAGCCGCAGAGGCACUCAAAGUGGGAUUCCGCCAUGUCGACUCGGCAAUCAUGUAUCGCAACGAGAAAGGCUGCGGUCGCGCAAUUCAGAACUCCGGACUCAACCGAUCCGAGAUAUUCCUAACGACCAAGAUCCCCCCGGGCUCAAUGGGCUACCAGCAGUCUAAAAAGGCCAUUGACUCUAGCCUACGUGAGGCUGGACAGGAGUACUUCGACCUGAUCCUCAUCCACGCACCGUACGGUGGAAAAGAGGCUCGACUAGGCUCAUGGAAGGCACUCGUCGAAGCUCAGAAGGCCGGUAAGGUGAGAUCCAUCGGUGUCUCCAACUACGGUAUCCACCACCUCGAAGAGCUGGAGGAGUAUAUCCAGAGCGGAGGUGGCGGCGAGAUCUCCGUUGGCCAGUAUGAGUUGCACCCUUGGCUGGAUCACUCCGAUAUCAUUGCAUGGCUUCAAAAGCGGAAUAUUGUCGUGGAGGCUUACUCGCCUCUUGCGCAUGGGGAGCGUCUUGAUGAACCCGUGCUGCAGAGUAUUGGGAAGAAAUAUAACAAGACCCCCGCGCAGGUGAUGAUUCGGUGGAGUUUGCAGAUGGGUCUCCUGCCGCUGCCCAAGUCUGUGACGCCGCAGCGGAUCCGGGAAAACACGGAGGUGUUUGAUUUUGAGCUGUCGGCGGAGGAUAUGAAGUCGCUGGACACUGGGGAGUACAGUCCGACAGACUGGGACCCGACCGUGGACGAUGAUUAG
Molecule: messenger RNA, 849 nt
Organism: Penicillium argentinense
Lineage: Eukaryota; Fungi; Ascomycota; Eurotiomycetes; Eurotiales; Aspergillaceae
Product: aldo/keto reductase family protein
Exons: 6
Coding region: 1-849 (282 amino acids)
Molecular function (GO): oxidoreductase activity
Source: RefSeq, a predicted model, not a curated record